AAAGUUGACAUGUCUCUCGAAGAUCCUUUUUUUGUAGUCCGAGGCGAGGUGCAGAAGGCGGUGCACACGGCUCGCGGGCUGCACCAGCGCUGGAGCGAGCUUUUGCAGGAGGGCCCGGCGGUGGCGCGCGAGGAGCUGGACUGGACCCUGAAUGAGCUGCGGAAUGGCCUGCGCAGCAUUGAGUGGGACCUGGAGGAUCUGGAAGAGACCAUAGGCAUAGUGGAGGCCAACCCGGGCAAAUUCAAGCUGGCAGCCGGGGACCUGCAGGAGAGAAAGGUGUUUGUGGAGCGCACGCGGGAAGCUGUCCAGGAAAUGAAGGACCACAUGGUCAGCCCCGGGGCCCUGGCCUUCCUGGACAGGACUGACAGGGAGAUUCUGGUUGGCAACCCAGCUGCCCAGAAGUCUUUACACAGUGACCUGCUGGAUGCCAGCGCGGUCUCGGCCACCUCUCGCUACCUGGAGGAGCAGCAAGCCACGCAGCAGCUCAUCAUGGAGUGCCAGGAUCAGCAGCUGGAAGCGGUGUCUGGCAGCAUCCGGGUCCUGAAGCACAUGUCUGGCCAGGUGGGAGAUGAGCUGGAGGAGCAGAGCAUUAUGCUGGACGCUUUGGCUCAUGAGGCGGACCACACGCGUUCCCGGAUGGACCAGGUUCUCAGGAAGAUGGCCAAACUGUCCCACAUGACAAGUGACCGUCGGCAAUGGUGUGCCAUUGUGGUGCUCCUCGCUCUAGUUUUCCUGGUCGUUGUCCUGCUCUUCUCUCUCUGAGUUGGGCCCUCCCCGUGGUGGGAUGGAUGGUCCCUAGGGCUCCAAAGCCAACAAGCGUUUUCAAGCUGGCCCUGGCCCCCAGGAAGACGGCGUGGAAGCUGUCCUCAAUGCUCUUGUUCAUAGCCAGUGGGACCGGAGUGUCCGCUGCUGGUCUUGUCUCAAGAAC
This is a messenger RNA of Jaculus jaculus (lesser Egyptian jerboa), 928 nucleotides long. It is a transcript of the gene Stx10, whose product is annotated as syntaxin 10. The transcript has 8 exons. Gene Ontology annotation, biological process: Golgi vesicle transport. Lineage: Eukaryota; Metazoa; Chordata; Mammalia; Rodentia; Dipodidae. Bases 10 to 762 code for a protein of 250 amino acids. The record is from RefSeq and is a predicted model, not a curated record. Gene Ontology annotation, cellular component: membrane.